Molecule: messenger RNA, 355 nt
Organism: Amoebophrya sp. A120
Lineage: Eukaryota; Dinophyceae; Syndiniales; Amoebophryaceae
Source: the annotation of a GenBank genome assembly
GCCACGGCGAAAGCUGCAGCUGUGCGCUCCGAGAUCAGGAUCAUCGAUUUUGGUGCUGCCAAUUAUGGGUUGCUCCAGAAAAUCAAAGCGCUCUCCGACACUAGUUACACGACGAACGCGACAAAAUUGCAAAAGAGAUGAUGCUGUUAGCGACCAAGUACUGAGUCACGUAAGCAGGCACGGUGAUCGCGUGAUGAGUUGCCGCAGGCGCGCACGUUCCGCAGAUUGUUGCAGGUGCCUGGACAUUUUAGCUGCUUUUGGUAGUUGUAGCUGCCUUUGUACUGGAUCCAACACGGAAUCAGAAGGAAGAUCUUUACCUCUCCUGUAUGGAAGUACACAACGCAACAUAGUGUAA